CCUGUACUGUGUCCGCAGUCUCUGGUCAUCCCCUGUACUGUGUCCGCAGUCUCUGGUCAUCCCCUGUACUGUGUCCGCAGUCUCUGGUCAUCCCCUGUACUGUGUCCACAGUCUCUGGUCAUCUCCUGUACUGUGUCCGCAGUCUCUGGUCAUCUCCUGUACUGUGUCCGCAGUCUCUGGUCAUCUCCUGUACUUGUGUCUGCAGUCCAUUGGUUCAGAAUUUUUUUUUUUUCUUGUUUUUCGCCUCUAAAACCUAGGUGCGUCUUAUGG
Messenger RNA from Staurois parvus, 270 nucleotides. NCBI's taxonomy places the organism in Eukaryota, Metazoa, Chordata, Amphibia, Anura, Ranidae. The record is from the annotation of a GenBank genome assembly.